UAAAGCAGCAUGUCAAGAAGCAGUUUGGCACAACACAGCAAGCGAGCACUGCGCCACUGUUUACCACAGCACAACAAGACACCAUUGCGCGCCAACCUCUGCGUAGCAAACAGGAAUGCGGGAACUAUUGCCCAGAAAACAGAGAAUGCGUUUCCUUCCACUUCUUUUUAUAGGAUCUCGCCCACCACCCAGACUCAAAUAGUGCCACAUGACGUGAAAGCUGCUGCUAUCUCUAAAGCUCUCUAUAUCGACUGUCUGCCUCCUGGUGUGGCAAGUCAGGAAUCAGAUAAAGAUUUUCACAAAACAUUCAAAAAGGCAAUAUUGGAAACAUUCUCUUUUUCUCCAACACAAAGACACAUGCCUCUUGGUAGAACAAGAAAGCCAUGUGACGAUGUUGUAGAAAGCAUCUUCUCGGAGAUUCUCAAGUAUUUCUACACGAAAGUAGACAGGAAGCAAUAUAGAUACAUGGUGGACAGGGACGCUUACUUUCAGCACCCUUUCUUCAGGACUCUCCCUGAUGAGAGUGUACCUGCUCCCUUUCUUAUUGACGGACAACUCACGUACAGUAUUCUGAGUGACACUCCUGCUGCUCCCCUCUUCUCUGUAGAACAAUGUGAACAAUCUGCCGACCACGCAAUACAAUGGCCUGAUGUCAUAAAGUCUACUUUGGAUAUUGAGCAGGCAUUCCACCCUGAAAACAUCAUACCAGGUUCAAGUGCAGCAAGUUUACCUCACUUCCCCUACACCAGAGUAAUCCUGGACUCUGCACCCGGCGCAGAAUGGAGUGACACCAGCCGUGCACGUGGUAUAUACUUUCUGUUUGCGCGACUAGCUAGCGAGGCCAUCCGAGACGGUUACCAACCAGGGGAUAGAUUAGAAACUCCACGUGUGGGAGUUUACAUUAGCAGCUCUGCGUAUAGCUAUCAUUUUGUGUUUUAUCAGCUCAAUACUCUCGAUCUUAUCAGUCCUGACGGGGUGAAGAACUUGGCUUGGGGCCAAACUGUUGAAAAUAUCACUACUAAUCUUAUGCCCUACAUGAAGGUUAAUCCUGAGAAUUUGUUGGGACCUGCAGUUUUAGAGGAAGUCUGUGAUCUUGUUAAAUUGACAAUGUUAUAUGAUUUGCCCCUUAAGAAGGGUGUGACUGUUGAGUGAUUAACAUUUUCUUUUGAUAGCUACGAUAUUUCAUCGAGUUUGUUUCAGUUUGCUUGGGCUGAAUAUUAUGAUGUAGCAAAAACCGAUUGUCAAACUUUAAGUUUAUUCUAUAUCGAGUGGAUAACUUCAUUAUGUGAAUAUUUAUGGAUUAUGGUCAGGAAUUUUUGAGAAUGUUUGUCCUAUAAAUUCCCACCACCCAACAGCUGUUGUUGUAAAAAUGUUACUGAUCUUCUGCGUCCUUA
Bolinopsis microptera is the source of this 1394-nucleotide messenger RNA. RefSeq names its product large ribosomal subunit protein mL37-like. Bases 10 to 1152 code for a protein of 380 amino acids. The transcript is spliced from 6 exons. Gene Ontology annotation, cellular component: mitochondrion. NCBI's taxonomy places the organism in Eukaryota, Metazoa, Ctenophora, Tentaculata, Lobata, Bolinopsidae. The record is from RefSeq and is a predicted model, not a curated record.